This is a messenger RNA of Ceratotherium simum simum (southern white rhinoceros), 3839 nucleotides long. The record is from RefSeq and is a predicted model, not a curated record. Lineage: Eukaryota; Metazoa; Chordata; Mammalia; Perissodactyla; Rhinocerotidae.
AUGUGCAUGCAGAUGAGCCCGGCGAGGGGAGGGGCGGCGGGGCGGGCCCGGGGCGGGGCGCAUGCUAAUCGCAUGCAAAUGAGGAGGCCCGUGGCCGCCGCGGCCGCCGCUCCGCCGCGUUUCCCGUAUCCGAGCCCAGACGGCGGCGGCUCGGGCAGCCUGGGCGCCGCGACCCUCGGCGGCCACAGGGGGUUAACGAAGCCCUUGUCGUUUGCUGAUUGUGUUGGGGAUGAACUGCCGUGGGGAUGGGAAGCAGGGUUUGACCCUCAGAUUGGUGUCUACUACAUCGAUCACAUCAACAAAACCACACAGAUUGAAGAUCCAAGGAAGCAAUGGAGGGGGGAACAGGAGAAGAUGCUCAAGGACUAUCUCUCGGUGGCUCAAGAUGCCCUCAGGACACAGAAGGAGCUGUACCACGUGAAGGAGCAACGACUGGCUUUGGCCCUAGACGAAUAUGUACGGUUAAAUGAUGCCUAUAAGGAAAAGUCAAGUUCCCGCACAAGCUUAUUCUCAGGAUCUUCAUCCAGUACUAAAUAUGAUCCCGAUAUUUUAAAAGCUGAGAUCUCCACUACGCGAUUAAGGGUUAAAAAGCUGAAGAGAGAGCUCUCACAGAUGAAGCAAGAAUUGCUCUAUAAAGAACAAGGCUUUGAAACAUUGCAACAAAUUGAUAAAAAAAUGUCUGGAGGCCAGAGUGGCUAUGAACUUAGUGAAGCCAAAGCCAUUCUAACUGAACUGAAAUCUAUCAGAAAGGCUAUUAGCUCAGGAGAAAAAGAGAAACAAGACCUGAUGCAGAGUCUUGCUAAGCUGCAGGAGCGGUUUCAUUUGGAUCAGAGCAUGGGCAGAUCUGAACCUGACUUGAGAUCCAGUUCUGUGAACUCUCAUUUAUCUCUCUCCAGACAGACCCUUGAUGCCGGGUCACAAACAAGCAUUUCCGGAGAUAUUGGAAUCAGAAGUAGAUCAAAUUUAGCUGAAAAGGUCAGGCUGAGCCUACAGUACGAAGAAGCCAAAAGAAGUAUGGCCAACUUAAAAAUUGAAUUGUCGAAAUUGGACAGUGAGGCCUGGCCGGGGGCGCUGGAUGUUGAGAAGGAGAAACUGCUGCUGAUGAAUGAGAAAGAAGAACUUUUGAAGGAGCUUCAGUUCGUCACUCCGCAGAAACGCACUCAAGAUGAACUGGAGCACCUGGAGGCCGAAAGGCAGCGGCUGGAGGAGGAGCUGCUGUCGGUGAGGGGCGCCCCGAGCCGGGCUCUGGCCGAGAGAUUGAAAUUGGAAGAGCGAAGAAAAGAGCUGCUACAGAAACUUGAAGAAACUACUAAAUUAACUACUUAUUUGCAUUCACAACUUAAAAGCCUCUCUGCCAGCACCCUGUCCAUGUCCUCUGGGAGCAGCCUGGGUUCCCUGGCCUCCAGUCGGGGGUCUCUGAACACCUCCAGCAGAGGGUCACUCAAUUCCCUCAGUUCCAGUGAGCUCUAUUACAGCAGUCAAGGCGACCAGAUAGAUGCGGAUUAUCAGUAUAAACUGGACUUCCUUCUGCAGGAGAAAGGUGGUUACAUUCCUUCUGGACCCAUCACCACCAUCCAUGAAAACGAAGUGGUUAAGUCCCCUAGCCAGCCUGGCCAGAGUGGUCCCUGUGGGGCAGCAGCUGCAGCAACGGGCCACACACCCCCCCUGACCGAGGCCCCCAAGUCUGUGACAUCCCUGUCCUCAAGGUCCUCCCUUUCCUCCUUGUCCCCUCCUGGCUCUCCCUUGGUCUUGGAAGGCACAUUUCCCACGGCGUCUCAUGACGUCCCUCUCCAUCAGUUCACUGCUGACUUUGAAGACUGUGAAUUGAGUAGCCAUUUUGCAGACAUUGGCCUCGGUGACAGUCAGAUAUUGCUGGAUACUGACUCAGGUGGAGCGUCCGAGUCUCUUUUAGAAGAUAAAGACCUCAGCGAAUGUGCUAGGGGGCCGCUAUAUGAAGGAACUACAGAUGUGGAAAAAUCGUUACCAAAAAGAAGGGUAAUCCACUUGCUUGGGGAGAAAACCGCUUGUGUGUCGGCUGCUGUGUCUGAUGAGUCUGUGGCUGGAGACAGCGGGGUCUACGAGGCUUUCGUGAAACAGCCAAGUGAGGUUGAAGAUGUUACAUACAGUGAAGAGGACGUUGCCAUCGUGGAGACUGCCCAGGUGCAGAUUGGACUCAGAUAUGAUGCAAAGAGGUCAAGUUUCAUGGUGAUUAUAGCACAACUCCGAAAUCUUCAUGCCUUCUUGAUACCUCAUACUUCAAAAGUAUAUUUUAGGGUUGCUCUACUCCCCUCCUCAGCUGAUGUCAGCUGUCUGUUUCGAACAAAAGUCCAUCCAGCCAUGGAAUCCAUUUCAUUCAACGAUAUGUUCAGAGUGGCCAUUUCCCAAACCACCUUACAGCAGAAGACGCUGAGAGUAGACCUUUGCUCUGUUAGUAAGCACCGAAGGGAAGAAUGCCUGGCUGGAACUCAGAUCAGCCUGGCAGAUUUACCAUUUUCCAAUGAGAUUUUCACUCUGUGGUAUAACUUGCUUCCUUCUAAACAAAUGCCUUGCAAAAAGAAUGAAGAAGAAAAUGAGGAUUCUGUAUUUCAACCAAACCAACCAUUAGUAGAUUCUGUAGACUUGGAUGCAGUGUCGGCCUUACUUGCAAGAACAUCAGCCGAGCUGUUGGCUGUGGAACAAGAAUUAGCACAAGAAGAAGCAGCAGAGCCGGGGCCGGAAGAAGAACAGAGGGGUCCCGAAGGAGACUGGUUAGCAAUGCUGAGAGAGGCCUCCGAUGAAAUGGUGGCUGAGGAAGAGGCUGAAGUCAAAUUGCCAGGGCACAGUAGCUAUGCAGAGGGCUUAAGUUCAUGCCCCAGUGUGCCUGAGAUGAAUGAAGACGUGAGCGGGAAAGACAACAGCUAUGCCAAAGACCUUGGAAGCCAGCCGCCUGCUGGGACACCCACCCUGGUUGAUAAAGAGACAAAUACGGACGAGGCAGGUAAUGCCAGUCUGACAGUUCGCCCCAAGGACCGCGGCGGCCUGAGCGCUCGGCAGCGCCCCUUCGUGAGGAGCAGCGUGAUCGUGCGCUCGCAGACCUUCUCGCCCGGAGAGCGGAACCAGUACAUCUGCAGGUUAAAUCGAAGUGACAGUGACAGUUCAACCCUGGCUAAAAAAUCACUGUUUGUGAGAAACUCCACUGAACGGCGCAGUUUGAGGGUCAAAAGGGCGGUUUGCCAACCAGUCCUUAGGAGAACAGCACAAGAAUGCCCAGUACGUACAUCUCUAGACUUAGAACUGGAUCUUCAGGCAUCUCUAACCCGGCAGAGUCGCCUCAAUGAUGAGCUGCAGGCCCUGAGGGGCUUGAGGCAAAAGCUGGAGGAACUGAAAGCUCAGGGAGAGACUGACCUUCCGCCAGGUGUGCUGGAAGAUGAGAGAUUCCAGAAGCUCCUGAAAGAAGCCGAGAAGCAGGCUGAACAGUCAAAAGAAGAGCAGAAGCAAGGUUUGAAUGCGGAGAAAUUGAUGAGGCAAGUCUCCAAGGACGUGUGUCGGCUCCGGGAACAGAGCCGGAAGGUGCCUCGGCAGGUGCAGUCCUUCAGGGAGAAGAUUGCCUACUUCACCAGAGCAAAGAUCAGCAUCCCGUCCCUGCCGGCAGAUGACGUGUGAUGGCAUCACUGAUGAAAGUACUUUUUCACCUGUUCAUUUCUUAGGGAGGGCGAAAGACUGAACAUUUGUUCUGUUUUUAGGGUUUUUUUUUUUUUGUAAUAUAAAUGUCAACUCUUAAAGAGCUUUUAUUUCACAUCAGAUUUUCAACAUGUUAAUUUGUAAAGUACCUUGAAUGUAAUUCCUAUAUGUUUAAAAAA